GCUAUCCAAUUCAAACAUAAAUGGCUCCAUCUACAUGGCCUGAGCUUAAAUUCAUACAAGACAGAGAGAAACAUUCUGCAUUUUCUUGAUCUUUUAUUCCAUCCCGUCAAAAGAAAAAUAAACCGGAGAGGUCAUCAAAAGUAUAUGAAACGGUCCCUCUCUCUGACGCAGGUGGGCCCCAUAUCCGACAGCCUCCGCACUCCGUAUCGGUGGCUGCCGUCAUCACCUCCCUCCACUGGACAUCUCAUCAGCUAACCACCUGGAAAACAAAACGAUAAGCUACCCCGGCGAUGUGGCGGAGAGGCUUCGCUAGCGGGGGCGCCGGCGUGAAAGCGGCAUUGGAGGGCAGGAAAUGGGAUGCGGUGGUGAUCGGAGCAGGGCACAACGGCCUGACGGCGGCGGCCUACCUCGCCCGCGGGGGCCUGUCGGUGGCAGUCGUGGAGCGGCGACACGUAAUCGGGGGGGCCGCCGUGACGGAGGAGAUCGUCCCGGGGUUUAGGUUCUCUCGCUGCAGUUACCUGCAGAGCCUCCUUCGGCCGGCCAUUAUCAGGGAACUGGAGCUAAAACGCCACGGCUUAAAGCUGUUGAAGCCGAAAGCUGCAGGGUUCACGCCUUGCUCCGACGGGCGCUAUCUCCUGCUUGGGUUCGAUGAGGAGGAGAACCACCGGGAGAUAUCCAAAUACUCGAGACGCGAUGCGGAUGCUUACCUGAGAUAUGAAAAUCAGCUGAACAAGUUCUGCCAUAUCAUGGAUUUUCUUUUGGAUUCACAUCCUCCGGAAUCUUCGCCGGGGGUCCUGUCUUUCAAGGAUCGGAUGAAGGACAAGUUGCAGAAUUCUGUUUUUUGGGCUCGUUGCUUGAGGCAGGUGCAGUCCCUGGGGCAGAAGGACUUGGUGGACUUUGUGGACCUCCUCCUGUCUCCAACAUCAAAGAUCAUGAACAAAUGGUUUGAGACAGAUAUACUGAAGGCAACAAUCGCGGGUGAUGCUAUUAUUGGCAGUAUGGUAAGUAUUGAUACAGCUGGUAGCGGAUAUGUUCUGCUACAUCAUGUAAUGGGUGAAACUGAUGGAGAGCGUAAUGUCUGGUCGCAUGUUGAAGGCGGUAUGGGUUCGGUUUCUUUAGCUAUCAGUAAUGCUGCCAAGGAAGCAGGGGUUCAUAUUGUAACAAAUGCAGAGGUUUCCCAGCUGGUGACUGAAGAGAAUGGCGCAGUAACUGGGGUACUUCUUGCGGAUGGGACACAUGUACGUGCUUCAACUGUUCUAUCGAAUGCAACCCCUUAUAAGACUUUCAUGGAGUUUGUCCCUCCGAAUCUACUCCCUGAUGAUUUUGUCAAUGCAAUUAAGCACUCUGAUUACAGUUCGGGAACAACAAAAAUCAAUGUGGCUGUUGAUAAAUUACCUCAAUUUAGCUGUUUAAAUCAGCCAGGAGUUGGUCCUCAUCAUACAUCAACUAUAAGAAUUGGUUGUGAAAGUAUGGAAGCCAUUGCUUCAGCUUGUCAAGAUGCAUGGAACGGCAUACCCUCGAAAAGGCCUGUCAUGGAGAUGACAAUUCCUACUUCAAUGGAUGAGACUCUUGCUCCUCCCGGUAAGCAUGUGGUUGGCUUAUUUACGCAGUACACGCCUUACAAACCUUCUGAUGGGAGCUGGAGUGAUCCUGCAUAUAGAGAAUCGUAUGUGAAGAGGUGCUUCUCUCUGAUAGAUGAAUAUGCCCCUGGCUUCAGCUCAUCGGUUGUCGGUUAUGACAUGCUGACACCACCGGAUCUCGAGAGGGAAAUCGGUCUGACAGGAGGCAAUAUCUUCCAUGGGGCUAUGGGCAUAGACUCCCUCUUCCUAUUGAGGCCGGUGAAAGGAUGGUCGAAUUACAGGACCCCAGUGAGAGGGCUGUAUAUGUGCGGAAGCGGCACUCAUCCUGGUGGUGGAGUAAUGGGCGCCCCGGGACGGAAUGCCGCUCAGGUCGUUCUCCGGGAUAUUAGGAAGAAAUAGAAAAGAAAUCAGCAGAAAAGAACCAUCUUGCAAUAAUAACUGGGGCUCGAGAUGAUGUUUUAGCUAACGUCUAUCAUAAAGUGUAGUCCCCGUCGCGAAAUUUGAGAUCGGAAAUUCGAUAUAAUGACAUUCGAUUCUGAAUAUUCUGCAUAAUGAUUAUUUGCAUUCGAUUUUUACUA
Messenger RNA from Punica granatum (pomegranate), 2158 nucleotides. The record is from RefSeq and is a predicted model, not a curated record. NCBI's taxonomy places the organism in Eukaryota, Viridiplantae, Streptophyta, Magnoliopsida, Myrtales, Lythraceae.